AUACACAGAUAACACACGUACAUUCUACCAUCUUGAUUAGAUUAAGCAAGUCACAGCUGAACAGCUUUGGAAACGUUUACCAGUACUGACAGGCGGACCUUCGACGGUCCUGAGUGUGGCCGGGGAUGCCGUUUCAUUGAUGCCUCUAUAUCUUCAUACAGAAACCUGUGUUUAAUAGGCGCAAUACAACGGGUGGGAGCUGCGGUGGACCAGAGCCCGCUCAUCCUGGCCACUUUGCUUGACGUUUGUGGCGCGUCAGCAGUUGAACGACGACGGCAUUUUGUUACCACGCCCAUUAAGCAGCCAGAGGAUGUGCGGGCGCCAGGUGGCUCCGGGUGUAUUGCACACUGCAUAGGGAGCGACGGAAUAAAUGGAGGUCCAGGCGGCAGCGGAAGAAGGGGCUGGGGAGCGGACGUCCCAUCAGGUCUCUGCAGCGCUGGAUGCACCUGGGCCGUCGGGGCGUCCAGGCUCGGCGCAGCGCCUCAGCUCGGAACACCUGCGUGAGGGCGCGACGCUGCGCUCCUCUCGGAACGGGACAGAGCUGCUCCCAGCAACUGAUGACUUGAUAGCUCAGGAUGAUGGAGAUGGGCAGAUAUCGUUGAGACCGCGGCCACCAGCAUUGGCUGUGUCUGGCUUCGGUGUAGUCUCCGAGCGCGUCAAGACCCGGCGGACUUCUAUAGCAGGGUUCCUGGGCUUCGGGUCGCAGUCAACGGCCAAAGGACCGCCCGGCGAGCUGUCUCCUAGCCGCGACCCAACGGCACAGGGCUUGAGCUCGGCGGGGCAGCCGUCACCAGGGCGCGCACGCCACAGCUCCUUCCUGCAAUCCUUCGGCCAGUCCUUUGGCCUGGGGCCACACGGGGCGCCGUCAGAUGCAGCGGAAUCCGGGCCGCCAUCGGUGGCGGACGGGGGGCCGGCAACGGAGGGGGAGGGAGGGCGGCCCAGCACGGUGGGCGGCAUCUCCACCGGCCGCCGGAGACGUGCCAGCAUGCUGGACAUUUUCCGGCCCAGCCACUUGCUGGACACGGCGCAAAGCGUGGGUGUCCCCGGGCUCAACACCACGGACUCCGUUGAGCCAAGCGCCGGCUCCGGGCUGCAGCGCUCCAAGUCCAGUAUGGGCAGGAAGACGCGGCGCGCGUCGGUGAUGGACUUCUUCCGCAACAGCGCCACGGGCUUCAGGUCAAGCGGAACCGGACUCACGGACGCGGAAGGGGCUGGGUCAGUGAAAAGCGGCAACCGCAGCUUUAAGGAGCAAGGCGGGGCCAGCCGCGGCCGCCGGCGCAGUGUGAUUGACAUCCUGGGGCACACAUCAAAGAGGGUGUUCGCCAAGCUGGUGCACCAGGAUCUUUCGGAAGACGAAAAGUCGGAGGAGGAGGUGGACGAGGGGCCGCUGUGGUUCACGUCGCUAAGCGACUUCAAGCCGCUGACGUUCAAGUACCUGACGGGCCGCUAUUCCUCAGCCUACUUCGCGUGCGCCAUCAAAACGGGAGAGCACUACAUCCUCAAGCAGUUUGAGAAGGACAAGAUGGACCUGCCGGACGAGCGCGGCGUGCGGCGCGCGCUAGCGUUUGCCCAGAUGCUGGAGCACCCGCACUUGGUGCGGUGCUGCGGCACGUGGGAGGACGAGAAGGCGCUGUACAUUGUGGAGGAGUACGCCACCAAGGGUGACCUGUUGCAGGACUCCAUGUCGCACCCCGAGAAGUAUACGGAGCUGUUCAUGGCCACCAAGGUGGUGAAGCCGCUGCUGGAGGUCCUGGUCUACCUGCACAACAUCAACGUCGUGCACCGCGCCAUAUUUCCCGAGUAUGUCAUGUUCGGGAGAGAGGACGUCCUGAAGCUGGGCCACUUCACCAGCGCAGUGGACCAGCGGCUGGACCCGCCCAAUGAGCGCAUCCACUUCCUGGACUAUAUGGCGCCGGAGAUGCUGGCGGUGCAGGAUGAGCCACGCGGAAUCGCGCCCAGCCCUCGCACCGGCAUCCGCCACGACGGCGCGCACGCGCACCAGAACAAGCAAGUGCGCAUGCAGGGCUUCUCGAACGACGGCAGCAGCAGAGGCGGCACGCAAACGCAGCUUAACAUUCCGCUGGCCUCUGGCAACAACAGCUCGCCUAUCAACUCCAAUGGGGGGACGCGGCGAAACAUGUUUUCCAACGCCGCCGCGGACCCGCCGUGGUUUUCUUCGCCAGCCUCCAACGAUGCCGCUGUGCCGCCGGGCCCAGAGCGUUCGGGCAUGUCCCGCUCAAGCCUUAUGAACCCGCUCGCGCGCCUCCGCUCCCGGAUGUCAUCCUCCGCACUGGUAGCGGCGCAAGGCCCGGACUCGCUCCGCGCCACCGGCGCCCUCAGCCGCGAGGCGUCAAACUACGGUGGUGGUGGCCCUGACAGCGGCGGCAUGUCACCGCUACGUGGGCGCAGCCGCGUGGAUCUCACCUCCGACGCGUCAUGGCUAUCGCCCAACGUGGAGAGCAGCGCCCGCAGCUUCUCGGGUUCACCAGCCCGGCGGCGCAAGAGCACCCUGGAUGAGAUGAGCGCCCCCUGGCUGCGGCCGGUGGCAAGCUCCGGCCAAGAAGGCGAGGAGCCGACGCAGCCGCUUUCAGGGACUGGGGACGGCACGCUGCCGGCAUCUAGCCCCGCUGCCGCGGAUGGGGCGUCCGAUCUAGCGGCGGCACAGUCGCCGGAGGCGGGCCAGGUGUGGCCAGAGGACCCCCGCGCGCCCAGCAAGCUGCCGGGCUCGCCGGGCUCAGGCGGGGACACGUUGGAGCGCGAGGCAGGCCACCCGCGGCAGCCAGCGGAAGGCUCUCGGAAUGCGCAGGCGCCCAUAGGCGACCCCGACCACGCCGAGGCCUCAAUCAUGGGCUACAUCCCUGCGGCAGAACUCGGCGCGUUUGCGAUGGCUUCCCUAGCUGGUUAUCUGCCGUCGCAGCCGCUGCUUCCCAACGGAAAUGGCAGCGCUAGCGGCAGCAGCCGCGGCUCGCGGCCCAGCUCCGCCGCCAAGCCAGCCAAAGGCUCGCGGCCUAGCUCGGCUGUCAUGCCUACCAGCGCAGCAGCAGCAGCAGCAGCAGCAGCCAGUGGCAGCCCGGCCUCGGCAACCAAUCACUCGAGCGGCGCGGGCGCUGACGCGGCUGGCAAAGCCGCAAGCUCAGACGGCGGCGCCUCAACCAGCGCCGGCCCUGGGCCUGUGGCGGAGUCGUUGAUGCAGGAGCCCAGCUCGCCGGCGCGCAGUAACGAUGGCGAUGAGCCCACCGUGCUAAAGCGCGGCCGCACUGGCGUCUCUUUUACCACUGGCCUAUCCGGCGGCGAGGACAUGCUGUCGCCGCCCCUGCAGGAGCCGGCGUCCGCCAACCGCUCGCGUGUGCAGUCAGCGCGCAGCCGCGCGGCGUCGCGCGGCGCGUCCCGCGUGGCCUCUCGCGAGGCAAGCGCCACCGGCAACAUGAUGGCGGGGCUUCGGACCAUGGCGCGCAACCUCACGCUGCGCAUUGGGCAGGUGCUGGUGGGCAAGGGCGGUGAGGGCGGGGGCCCCGGCUACGGAGGCAUGGAGGAGGAGGGCGGCGGCGGCACCGCGAGGCGAGGCGGCGCGGACCCGUCGCCGCGCCAGAGCCAGGCGGGCGGCGCCGGCGACGCGUCCAUCUUUGUGCCCAGCAACCCUUGGGAAUGGCAGGAGCAUUACAAUGAGAAGGUCGACUGCUGGCAGGUCGGCUGCCUGGUGCACGAGAUCCUUUGCAACAGCCUGCCGUUCGAGGCGGAGGACAAGCUGCUGGCGUGUGCUCUCAUCCUGUGGGCUGACAUCGUGUCCUUCCCCGACACGCUCUCGCCCGAGUGCCACGCCUUCAUGCGCGCCUGCCUGACAAAGAACCCCGCCGAGCGCCCCAGCGCCGCCGAGCUGCUGCAGCACCCCUGGAUUACGCGCCAUGACGGCGGCGAGGUCCUUAAAUCGGUGCGGCAGCUGCGCGAGGACCAGAACCUGCACCACGGCGUGGGCGCGGACGGGCAGCAGCUGACAUUGCUGCAGCGCAUGGCGGUGGCCGUGGGGCUGGGCUUCAUGGUCAGCGCGGCGCGCCACGCCGGCGAGCAGCCGGAGGACAGCGGCGGCGUGGUGGGCUGGCUGAAGCACUGGACCGCCAAGGUGCUGCCGCUCAAUGGCGGCGAUGAGGACGCCAGCAAGGAGGGCGAGCACAAGUUUGAGAACGCGCUGCACCUGGUGCAGGAGCAGCACCAGCAAGACACGGAGGCGGUGUUGGGGCACGAGGCGGCGCGGCCCAAAAGCAGCGACGUGGAGGCAGGCGCAGCGGCAGCCGCGGCGCGGCGGCACUCGCGGGAGGCGCACGCAGGGGCCGGUGGUGCCGGUGCCGGUGCAGACGCUCGGUGGGGCGUGGUGCUGUAAGGAGAAGCCAGCGAUAGCGCCCGCCGCAAUGCGGCUGCGCCGAGAACUGGUGUUGGGCAGAGGCGGAGGCGCGAGGCAAAGCAUUGGGUGGAAACUGGAAAGGUGUUUGGGCACAUGUGGUUGUCUACCCGCUGCAAAAGAGCGGGCGGAUGUACUAUCACGAGAUCUACUGAACGGAUGUAGCGGUUGGAAGGGUGAGGACCGAAUGGGUAGCUCAUAGCCAACAACACGGAGCCAGCGCAGCAGGUUGCAGCUGGGUGCUGCAUGUCGGCACACGCGUCCUGCAUGCAUGCAUGCGCGCGCUGCGAUACGGCCCAGCAUACACUGCGUAAUGCACGAGUCGGUGCGCUUGUUGGUCUAUCAGCGCAAGCCUUGCAUACUUGUGGUGCCUUUAAGCAUGCGACUAUUCGUUUAUACGUCGGCAGUUGUAGCCAGGUCGAUACCGUGUUUGAUGGCGGAAUCCACCUCAUGGCGUCAGCCGAAUGACCUGAUGUGACCACAAUACACAACCAUGCAUCUCGAGUAGGUUUAGAACGUGAAUGGCACACUCGUUGUGUCGCGUAUUUCUAUGAUGUAUGCAGGCCGGCUGGCUGCUGAAGCCUGCAUGAUCUUCACGCAGAAACGUGAAGCUGGUUGGUCAUUAAUGUGGGCGUGAGAAUGCAGAGUCGUGUGCAACAUUCAUCUUGAAUCCCUCAAGCUACAGAAGUGUGGCGUGCAUUCUAGCAUGUGUGGAGAAUGAAUAAAGCCGUGAUUUUGCGGCAGGGCACCGCCAUGGGACUCCGCAUGAUUUCGACGUGACGGGCGGGGGGGUCGGUGCGACAUGGGCGCAGAUGGACACGAGCUGCCCCCAACCGUCGUUACCAAUAACGGCGCUGGCGCUCGAGCUGUAAUGUGACGCGCGCGUUAAUGACGAGUGUGGUGCGUACGGUGUGCAAGUAGAUUAGUGAUAUUGGGAUGAAACGGCCCCCGACAACGUGCAGAGCGCUCGGCACUUCGUGAGGAUAGGCAAGUGGAGGCUAGAGCCGACAGGAAGGAAGUGUGUAACACGCAUGUACCGCCAGGCGAGGCGUGUAGAUCCGCUGCUCUACGAUGCAGGCGCAACACGCAGUACCGUAUCACCAAUAUGCCACUGACCUCCCCUGGACCAGACACGUCUGUCCCAACCCCUGCCGCACUGACGCCAAGCUGACUUCAGCCAGUCGGACCGUUACUCCCGAACCAUGGUCUUAGUGAUGGUGUGCGGAACUAUUGAUGCCGUCUAGCUCAAAGUGCUUUAAUUACGAGUGUGGUGGGAACGAAUGCGUACGUAGACCAGAGCGGACGGCGGAGUGGGCUUGCAGGCGGCACGAGAGUAGGCAGUCAGUAGCGCAAGUUGCGAAUUCACAUGUUACCUCGUAACCGACG
Chlamydomonas reinhardtii is the source of this 5779-nucleotide messenger RNA. RefSeq lists its product as uncharacterized. Gene Ontology annotation, biological process: protein phosphorylation; regulation of cytokinesis; mitotic spindle organization. The transcript has 8 exons. The record is from RefSeq and is a predicted model, not a curated record. Bases 371 to 4375 code for a protein of 1334 amino acids. Lineage: Eukaryota; Viridiplantae; Chlorophyta; Chlorophyceae; Chlamydomonadales; Chlamydomonadaceae. Gene Ontology annotation, molecular function: ATP binding; protein kinase activity. Gene Ontology annotation, cellular component: spindle microtubule; chromosome passenger complex; spindle midzone.